AUGGAAUUGCACGGGUUCUCAGACGCUUCGCAAAACGCUAUGGCUGCCGCUGUUUAUUUGAGAGUCACUGACGCUGAUGGGAACAUAAAGGUCUCACUUUUGUGUUCAAAAACGCAAAUAGCACCGCUGAAGACCAUGACAAUUCCACGCUUGGAAUUAUCUGCUGCAUGGUUGCUAACAGAACUGAUACUUCAUGUUAAAGAAGUUCAGUCGCUUGAAAAUGUCAGGAUCAAUCUCUGGACUGACUCUGCCGUGUCUCUCGCAUGGAUUAAAAGUCCAGCAAUCCGCUGGAAGACAUUCGUCCGCAAUAGAGUGGGAAAAAUCCAAGAAACGCUUCGAGAUGUCCCUGGAAAUUUAUUCCAGGAAAACAAAACCCCGCUGACUGCGCUUCAAGAGCUGUUUCCACUGCUACGGAAGCUUAGCAUCUGGCAUUGUGCCAUCGACCGCUUUAAAAGAGUUCCACAAUCUUCGCUGGCCUACCCGCUUACUCCAUCAGACCUGGAGCGCGCUAAAUUGACCUUGAUUAAGUUCACUCAAGGACAAUACUUCGCUAGAGAGAUUCACACGCUACAAGAUGGUGAUGGUCUGCCUAAAAAUAACAGCAUCACUAAGCUGACUCCGUUCAUCGACCAUCAGGGGGUCCUGAGAGUCGGUGGCCGCUUGAAAAACGCAUUGCUGGACCCAGAAGAGGGGCAUCCAGCGAUUCUACCGCGGCAAUCACCGCUUACAUCAAUUUUGAUUGAUGACUCGCACCGCAAAACGCUUCACGGAGGUACUCAGCUUACGCUCGCUGACUUACGCAAGAGUGUCUGGAUCAUUGGAGGCCGUGUUCUAGUCAGAUCAUUUAUUUUACGCUGCGUUAUCUGCACGAGACACCGUGGAGAACGCGCUCAACAGUUGAUGGGUCAACUACCCGCCGCACGAGUACAGCCAACUCGAGCCUUCUUGCAUACAGGACUCGACUACGCUGGACCUAUCACGCUGAAAACUUCAGCUGUACACUUAGAGCUAGUAACUGACUACACCGCUGCCACUUUCAUCGCCGCUUAUCGCCGCUUCACUAGUCGCCGAGGUAUCUGCCACACGCUAUAUUCAGACUGUGGAACCAAUUUUGUAGGAGCAGAUAAAGAGCUGAAACGACUAUUCGCUACAGGAUCCCGCACAUUACGAGAAUUAUCAACCUUGAUCGCUCAAGAUGGCACGAACUGGAAAUUCAAUCCGCCUGGAGCUCCACAUUUUGGAGGAAAAUGGGAAGCCGCUGUGAAAUCUAUCAAAUUUCACCUUCGAAGAACAAUCGGAGACUCGCUGUUGACGCUUGACCAAUAUUCAACGCUACUGGCUCAAAUUGAAGCCAUAUUGAAUUCCAGACCGCUCACACCGCUGAAUGAAGAUCCUGCUGACCUUGCUGUACUGACUCCAGGUCACUUCUUAAUUGGACAGUCACUGACCGCUAUCCCAGAGCCAUCGCUGACAGAUUUACAACCUGCUCGGCUCUCGCACUGGGAACAAGUCCAGCAAAUGGUUCAACAUUUCUGGAAACGCUACUACCAGGACUGCAUCCACCGCUACCAGGCCAUUUCAAAGUGGCAUCAUCGACGCAACCAGAUCAAGGUGGGUUCAGUAGUACUGAUCACCACUGAGGAUCUCCCGCCAACCAAGUGGCCAUUAGCCAAAGUAAUUGCUGUCCAUCCAGGUGAAGAUGGACAAAUCCGCGUAGUAACUGUUAAGACAGUUAACACAGAGCUGGUACGUCCAAUUACAAAGCUCUGUGUCCUGCCGCUAACGCAUGAAGAAGAUGAUCUUGUCGACGCAGCCGCCAACCCGGGGGAGAAUGUUCGGUGA
Cotesia glomerata is the source of this 1842-nucleotide messenger RNA. RefSeq lists its product as uncharacterized. NCBI's taxonomy places the organism in Eukaryota, Metazoa, Arthropoda, Insecta, Hymenoptera, Braconidae. Gene Ontology annotation, biological process: DNA integration. Gene Ontology annotation, molecular function: nucleic acid binding. The coding region runs from base 1 to 1842 and encodes 613 amino acids. The record is from RefSeq and is a predicted model, not a curated record. The transcript is spliced from 3 exons.